Anarrhichthys ocellatus (wolf-eel) is the source of this 4259-nucleotide messenger RNA. RefSeq names its product TNF receptor-associated factor 7 (gene traf7). The coding region runs from base 255 to 2216 and encodes 653 amino acids. Gene Ontology annotation, cellular component: nucleolus. Gene Ontology annotation, biological process: Notch signaling pathway; ribosomal large subunit assembly. The transcript has 22 exons. Gene Ontology annotation, molecular function: protein binding; zinc ion binding. Lineage: Eukaryota; Metazoa; Chordata; Actinopteri; Perciformes; Anarhichadidae. The record is from RefSeq and is a predicted model, not a curated record.
GCGGUAUUGGAGCUGUGUGUAUGUGAGGUAGAGGCAGCGAGAGCGAGAGAAGAGGGGUAGAUUUAGGAAUUCGUCUGCAGACUUGGUGCUGCGCUGUUAUAGAAAAAUGGCCUAGAAGUCCAGCUAACUGCUAACUGUUCAUUUGUGUGUGCUUCGAGCAGUGGUGAGACUCCUCCCUACAACCGAUACUCCGGAGGAGCAGCGGCAGCCGCCACAGCAGCCCCCCAGCAAACUCUGGCACCAAGCAGAGCAGGAUGGAGGCUUCGUUCGGCCCUACCUUCUCAGCCGUGGCUGCCGGAGCGAAAGCCGAAGGGUCCAGCAGCUACAAGCAGCAUAGAAGAACUCCCUCCUCCUCAAGCACUCUGACCUACUCUCCCCGGGAUGACGACGACGGAAUGCCUCCUAUUACUCCUCGGAGGUCAGAUUCCGCCAUCUCAAUCCGAUCUCUCCACUCCGAAUCCAACAUGUCUCUGCGCUCCACUUUCUCUCUACACGAAGAGGAGGAGGACACGGAGCCCCAGGUGUUUGCUGAACAGCCAUCCGUAAAGCUGUGCUGCCAGCUGUGCUGCAACGUCUUCAAGGACCCCGUCAUCACCACAUGUGGGCACACCUUCUGCAGACGAUGUGCCUUGACUUCAGACAAGUGCCCAGUGGACGCGGCUAAGCUCACGGUAGUGGUCAAUAACAUCGCGGUAGCCGAGCAGAUCGGAGAGCUGUUCAUUCACUGUAAAUACGGCUGCAGGGCCACGGCCAGCGCUGCAGGCGGGGCCGCGGCCUCCACCUCCACGGUGGCCGGGAAACCCGGAGCGUACGAGGUGGACCCGCUGGGCUGCCCGUUCACCAUCAAGCUCUCCACGCGCAAAGAACACGAGGCCAGUUGUGACUACAGGCCAGUCCGCUGCCCCAACAACCCUUCCUGCCCCCCGCUGCUCACCAUGAACCUGGAGGCUCACCUCAAAGAGUGCGAGCACAUCAAGUGUCCACACUCCAAAUAUGGCUGUACGUUCAUCGGUAACCAGGACACGUACGAAACACACCUGGAGGUGUGUAAGUUUGAGGGUCUGAAGGAGUUUCUGCAGCAGACUGAUGACAGGUUCCACGAGAUGCAGCUGACUCUGGCCCAGAAGGACCAAGAUAUAGCUUUCCUGCGCUCCAUGUUGGGCAAACUGUCUGAGAAGUUAGAUCAACUAGAGAAGAACCUGGAACUCAAAUUCGACGUGUUGGAUGAGAACCAGAGUAAACUGAGCGAGGACCUGAUGGAAUUUCGUAGAGACGCUUCCAUGCUUAACGAUGAGUUGUCCCACAUCAACGCCAGGCUCAACAUGGGAAUCCUGGGUUCAUACGACCCCCAGCAGAUCUUCAAGUGUAAGGGGACCUUCGUUGGCCACCAGGGUCCCGUUUGGUGUCUGUGUGUCUACUCCACCGGAGACCUGCUCUUCUCUGGAUCCUCGGAUAAGACGAUAAAGGUUUGGGACACCUGCACCACCUACAAGUGUCAGAAGACCCUCGAGGGUCACGAUGGCAUUGUCCUGGCGCUGUGCAUCCAAGGGAACCGGCUGUACAGUGGCUCUGCAGACUGCACCAUCAUCGUGUGGGACAUCCAGACGCUGCAGAAAGUCAACACUAUCCGUGCCCAUGACAACCCUGUGUGCACACUGGUCUCCUCCCACAACAUGUUGUUCAGCGGCUCCCUGAAGGCCAUCAAGGUGUGGGACAUCGUGGGUACGGAGCUGAAGCUGAAGAAGGAGCUGACUGGUCUCAAUCACUGGGUCAGAGCACUGGUGGCCUCCCAGAACCACCUGUACAGCGGCUCAUAUCAGACCAUCAAGAUUUGGGACAUCCGCUCUCUGGAGUGUGUUCACGUCCUGCAGACCAGCGGGGGCAGCGUCUACUCCAUCGCCGUCACCAACCACCACAUCGUCUGUGGCACCUAUGAAAACCUCAUCCACGUGUGGGACAUUGAGUCUAAAGAGCAGGUGCGGACCCUGACGGGUCACGUGGGGACAGUUUACGCUCUCGCCGUGAUCUCCACUCCAGACCAGACCAAAGUGUUCAGCGCCUCCUACGACCGCUCACUCAGGGUGUGGAGCAUGGACAACAUGAUCUGCACCCAGACCCUGCUGAGACACCAGGGCAGCGUCACGGCUCUGGCCGUCUCCAGAGGGCGCCUCUUCUCUGGAGCCGUCGACAGCACCGUUAAGGUGUGGACAUGCUAAACAAACCGUUAGUUCUGCAGGAGUCCAGUCGACUUCUUUACGAACGGUAACCUUUCCAAUUGACCCCCCCCACCCACACCCACACACCCGUUUCUUUGAUUGAGAUUUAAACGGCCGCAGACUAAUAAUAACAACCGCCACUCCGGAAACCGUUUGAGUAAUGUUGCUUUUAAAACUUCAAACGAGCCCUCCGACGGCCAACUCGAAGUCGCGCUCCUGACGGGACCUCAUCACCGGUGCAUUACGGGGCAAAAAUUUGACGAGCGGCCUUACAGUUGCACCGCACCAAAAACCAAGAUCGACUGGACGCUGCACCCGGGAAGCAGAGAGUAUUCAAAUUCUAGUCCUGCUUCCUGCGGAAACACCUGCCGUUUAAGAACUGUACUGAUGAUGCCUGAUGCUCACUGUUCAAAUAUGUCUAAAGGCUGGUUUCACAAACGGGGAGCGACACCACACUCCUUCAAAAAUCUAUACGUUAUGCAUCCCGACCACACCAGAACAAGGAAUUGGGACUAGGUUAUUUUGUGCAAAUGAGGCAGCGGAAGUUUUAUGUUAAAAUGUACAUGAAGAUUACUUUGACCUGUACUCGAGAUUUAGUCCCGAUACACAGAACAUGAAAGAGUUUAAACAGAUGUUUUUUUUUGUAUUUUCGCAAUUCCCAUGAAGAAGCACCAUCCUUCCUUUAAACAGGUAGUUUGGACUUUGCUUUGAAGUCAGGUUGUAGUCGGUAUAUUAUAUAGAUGGCCAUCGGCACGUCAUCUGUUUGGAGAAACAGACAGGAGUACUAGCACGGUAUCAAAAACAAUGUACUGCGGUGGACGGGGGCGGCAGCGAAAUGUAUUUGAAACACCUAAAUAAAAUCAAUAUCAGUUUUAAGUGUAUGUUAUGUUGGGAAUUUUUCUACCACUUUAUCUUGCUGUCAGGUGGCCUUUUCUGACGGGGAACUGAACCUCGCAGAACCUUGCGUCACUGGUCCGCCGCUGCUUCGAUUGGUCAAUCCGAAGUAACCCUCAAAUCAAAGUAUUUCCAAACGCCAUCUACUGUAGAAAUACACUGCUCAUACUACCCCACUUCCAUCCAAACUAUUCCUUUAAUGUGACACUAAAAGACCCCGGUUUCAAUCUGUUUGAUGGUUCUUAUGUGUACGUCUCUGGUCUCUGGUCUCACAAAGAGUUAAUUAUGAAUAAAGAAUGUCGUGAUGAAACAGGAUGCAUGUUUGCCAACAUUUCCUCCCUCUUUGAUCACUGUGGUCGUCACCCAGAACGCUGUGAAACCAGCCUUUUUAUAAAAAACACCUUUUAUUAAGAGAAUGACAGAUCUAUAGAUUUACUGAGUUUUAUAUUAGUGCCAUGAUAGAGCUGUAUUCAGAGCCAUUAAGGGUUGUACAGUCGUGUAAAAUAAGAUAUCGCCGCGCCUGGACACGCGCCCAUGAGAGUGACUCACACUGGCCUACAUAAGAGAGGGGGACAGGGAGAGGGAAGACGGUCCGUGUUCAUUAUUGUGUAUAUGUAAGUGUGUUUCAAUGAGUGCCAUAUGUCCGGAUGAAAACUAAGGAAAGACUAACUUUUUCUGCCUCUCCCCCACUCUCUGACCUAAAUCGGGUUAGAAUGAACAUAACCACAGAUUAAUUCUGAUUGUUUGACUGUAAUACUCGGAUUGACGCUGAAGGCAAGCCGGUGAUUGUGUGUAAUUAACCUUUUAAAGUCCCAAAAGGCAACUUAAAAGAAAGUGCUGUUGAGCUAAAGUGAAGUCCUGCUUUCCUGAAUUAUGUUUCAGGACCCAUAUUGGGUUAAAAAUAUGAAAACAGACUAAAUAUACCUGGGAGGGUAGUCUUAAGAUCAUGUACAUCCAUUUAGACACGUGGGCUAAAUUAGGUUUUUACAGAUGUUCAGAAUUCUGUUGCCUUCAUUUAAUUGCAGAACUGGCCACUACUUAAUGUAGCCUUGGUGUCUGCACUGGUCACGGUUUCAGUGAUGCCUUGUAUACUUGUAAUCAUGUAAGCCUGAGUUGAUCAUUGAUCAAUAAAACUGUUGUACACUUUCA